UUUUUCUUAUCGCAUAUGGGCGCGCGGCGCUUCGGGACAUGGACGUGGCUUGCGGUAAGGGCGUUUGACGGCAACCGACGGAUCCCGCCAAGACGCCCUAAAUCUCCCCUGUUUCUCGCCUGCGUGGGGGGUUGCAUCGCGAUCACCACCACCAAAUCAAGUCUUCCUUGUCUUCAUUCAAUACCUGUCCAUCUCAUCUCAACUCAUCCACCGUGUCUCACUCUCCAGCUUUUUCCCACUUCCCACUUUCACAUCCUGCUCCACCCCCGCAUCAUCUUGUCUUGUCUUGUCUUGUUCCCUCUCUCUCUCUUUCACAUCUCUCCGCAUCUUCAUCUGCCUUUUAUGCCAAUCACGAUUGCGACUCAACACACACUAGAAUCUCCAUCGGCCGUGACGCGCAUCCAUGCUCAUGUACCCAGAGCCCUAGACCAUUGCACUGUGGGGUCAACUUGCGGGUCUGUCUUCCGCCAACACUGUGCACAAGAAUGCAAGCAAUAUGCAAAUCUCGGUCUACUUACCAUUGUGCUGCUAUUAUGCAAAUUUUAUGUCUGUCUUCACGUCUCCAGAGAAAAGACAUUUCGAUUAGUAAAAAUACAUGAAUCCCUCCAACCAUCCCAUACAGGUGUACAUGAACUAUCAUCUCCGACUACAUCAAACUAUCCAAACUAUCGAUAUCGACGCUUGUGUGCAACAUUCAUCUAUGACGCUGGGGGCCCUUUAUCCAUCUCUGCACUUGUUAUGUGCAAAUCGCAAGAUGACGCCAGUACCUGCUCAAGUACCUAG
Molecule: messenger RNA, 783 nt
Organism: Periconia digitata
Lineage: Eukaryota; Fungi; Ascomycota; Dothideomycetes; Pleosporales; Periconiaceae
Source: the annotation of a GenBank genome assembly